Lemur catta (Ring-tailed lemur) is the source of this 5781-nucleotide messenger RNA. RefSeq names its product mitogen-activated protein kinase kinase kinase kinase 2 (gene MAP4K2). The transcript has 32 exons. NCBI's taxonomy places the organism in Eukaryota, Metazoa, Chordata, Mammalia, Primates, Lemuridae. Gene Ontology annotation, molecular function: ATP binding; MAP kinase kinase kinase kinase activity. The record is from RefSeq and is a predicted model, not a curated record. Gene Ontology annotation, biological process: protein phosphorylation. Bases 120 to 2582 code for a protein of 820 amino acids.
GCGGCCUCGGAGCCACCGGCGUCCGCGCCGUCCCGCCCCGCCCCUCGCCGUCCCGCGCCGUCCCGCCCCGGCUCCGCAGCUCGCACCCGCCAGCCAGCCGGCCCGCCCGGCGCCGGGCCAUGGCGCUGCUGCGGGACGUGUCGCUGCAGGAUCCGCGGGACCGCUUCGAGCUGCUGCAGCGCGUGGGAGCCGGGACCUAUGGCGACGUCUACAAGGCCCGCGACACGGUCACGUCCGAACUGGCCGCCGUGAAGAUAGUCAAGCUAGACCCAGGCGACGACAUCAGCUCCCUCCAGCAGGAAAUCACCAUCCUCCGGGAGUGCCGCCACCCCAAUGUGGUGGCCUACAUUGGCAGCUACCUCAGGAAUGACCGCCUGUGGAUCUGCAUGGAGUUCUGCGGAGGGGGGUCCCUGCAGGAGAUUUACCACGCCACUGGGCCCCUGGAGGAACGGCAGAUUGCCUAUGUCUGCCGAGAGGCACUGAAGGGGCUCCACCACUUGCAUUCUCAGGGGAAGAUCCACAGAGACAUCAAGGGAGCCAACCUUCUCCUCACUCUCCAGGGAGAUGUCAAGCUGGCUGACUUUGGGGUGUCAGGCGAGCUGACGGCGUCUGUGGCCAAGAGGAGGUCUUUCAUUGGGACGCCUUACUGGAUGGCUCCAGAGGUGGCUGCUGUGGAGCGCAAAGGUGGCUACAAUGAGCUGUGUGACGUCUGGGCCCUGGGCAUCACCGCCAUUGAGUUGGGCGAGCUACAGCCCCCUCUGUUUCACCUGCACCCCAUGAGGGCCCUGAUGCUCAUGUCGAAGAGCAACUUCCAGCCGCCCAAACUGAGAGACAAGACUCGCUGGACCCAGAAUUUCCACCAUUUUCUCAAGCUGGCCUUGAUCAAGAACCCCAAGAAGAGGCCAACAGCAGAGAAGCUUCUGCAGCACCCAUUCAUGACCCAGCAGCUCCCUCGGGCCCUCCUCACACAGCUGUUGGACAAGGCCAAUGACCCCCAUCUGGGAACGCCCUCCCCUGAAGACUGUGAACUGGAGACGUAUGACAUGUUUCCAGACACCAUUCACUCCCGGGGUCAGCACGGCCCGGCCGAGAGGACCCCCUCGGAGAUCCAGUUUCACCAGGUGAAAUUUGGUGCCCCACGCAGGAAGGAAACAGACCCCCUAAAUGAGCCGUGGGAGGAGGAGUGGACGCUGCUGGGGAAGGAGGAGCUGAGUGGGAGCCUGCUGCAGUCAGUCCAGGAGGCCCUGGAGGAAAGGAGCCUGACCAUGCGGCCAGCCUCGGAACUGCAGGAGCUGGACUCUCCAGAGGAUUCCAUGGGAACCAUCAAGCGGGCCCCAUUCUUGGGGCCACCCCCCUCUGAGCCUGCAGCUGAGGACCCUCUAUCCAGCCCCCCAGGAACCCUGCCCCCACCUCCACAAGGCCCUGACAGCCCCCCACUGCUGCCCACCGCCUGGGCCACCAUAAAGCAGCAGGAGGAUCCUGAGAGGUCGUCCUGCCAUGGGCUGCCCCCAACCCCCAAGGUGCACAUGGGGGCCUGCUUCUCCAAAGUCUUCAAUGGCUGCCCCCUGCGGAUCCACGCUGCUGUCACCUGGAUUCACCCUGUUACUCGGGACCAGUUCCUGGUGGUGGGGGCCGAGGAAGGCAUCUACACCCUCAACCUGCAUGAACUGCACGAGGACACGCUGGAGAAGCUGAUUUCACACCGCUGCUCCUGGCUCUACUGUGUGAACAAUGUGCUGCUGUCACUCUCAGGGAAAUCUACGCACAUCUGGGCCCAUGACCUGCCAGGCCUGUUUGAGCAGCGGCGACUACAGCAACAGGUUCCCCUCUCCAUCCCCACCAACCGCCUCACCCAGCGCAUCAUCCCCAGGCGUUUUGCCCUGUCUACCAAGAUUCCCGACACCAAAGGCUGCCUGCAGUGUCGUGUGGUGCGGAACCCCUACACGGGCAGCACCUUCCUGCUGGCCGCCCUGCCCGCCAGCCUGCUCCUGCUGCAGUGGUAUGAGCCGCUGCAGAAGUUCCUGCUGCUGAAGAACUUCUCCAGCCCUCUGCCCUGCCCAGCUGGGAUGCUGGAGCCACUGGUGCUGGACGGGAAGGAGCUGCCUCAGGUGUGUGUGGGGGCCGAGGCACCCGAGGGGCCUGGCUGUCGUGUCCUGUUCCAUGUCCUGCCCCUGGAGGCUGGCCUGACGCCUGACAUCCUCAUCCCACCUGAGGGGAUCUCAGGCUCGGCCCAGCAGGUGAUCCAGGUGGACAGGGACACCGUCCUCGUCAGCUUUGAACGCUGUGUGAGGAUAGUCAACAUGCAGGGUGAGCCCACGGCCACACUGGCACCUGAGCUGACCUUUGACUUCCCCAUCGAGACUGUGGUGUGUCUUCAGGACAGCGUGCUGGCCUUCUGGAGCCAUGGGAUGCAAGGCCGCAGCCUGGAUACCAACGAGGUGACCCAGGAGAUCACAGAUGAGACGAGGAUCUUCCGAGUGCUCGGGGCCUACAGAGACAUCAUCCUGGAGAGCAUUCCCACCGACAACCUGGGAGCACACAGCAACCUUUACAUUCUCACAGGCCAUCAGAGCACUUACUGAGCUGCAGGCCUGGCCAGUGGCACCCCGCCCCACCCCCAUGCCUUAGUUGCAGACCCUUUUGGGCAAAGGGGCCCCUCCCAGAUAGAGGAGCCCAGGCCCCAGCUCUGCUGGGGCUGAUGGGCAGAAAUAAUCCUGAGGUGUUUAGGAGCUGGGGAGGGAGGGGAACCCACCCAUGCCUCUGCAAUAACUGCACCGGGGAAGCUGCUGUCACCUCCCCCUCCCCAGGGGGCAACCCAGUCCCUAGUGCCCCGAGGCAGGGGGCCCUGGGCCAUCCAUUCCACAUUUCCUUUCCACGCAUUCUGCCCAGAGCCUGCCCCAGCACUGUCCUGGGGAACAUGGUAUUUAAAAGAGAGCACUAGUUUGGUAUUAAAGCUGGUUUGGUUUACUCCUCUGGUCCCUCUGGGUGGGGGGAGCUGAGCCCACUGCCUCAACUCCCUCCUCCCCUCCCUCUCUCCCUCUAGCACACCUUUCUGUGGCCACCAGGUACUGUGCACGCACCAUGGAAGGGUGGGGCUACCAGUGUUUUGGGGAAGCCUGGUUGGGGUAACAGGAGGCCAGUGGCCCCAGCUGCCAUCUCAGCAGCACCGUGUUUUCCUGGGCUCCCUUGCUCAGAACUAACCCUCAGCUUUGCAGUUUAAGGCUUCUGCUGUAGUUUGGCAUGCCGAGGACUCAUGCAGAUGGGGGCUCCUGAACAAAGGGACUCAUCAUCUCACCUGCUGGCCUGUGGAAGGGCCCAGGAGGGGCCAGCCAAGGGUGUUCCAUCCAGCCUCAGAGAGGCUGCUGCCUGUAGAAACAGCCCGCUAUGAUCUGCAACCCCGCCCAGGCCUGGAGCUGCCUCCCUGCCUCCCACCUCCGGCCUAGGUGUCAGGCCAGGUACAUUAGAUCACAGCAGGAGCAUCAAGUCAGACUGGAGGGAAGAUUAGCCUGUGUCCCUAUAGCAAAUACUCCUGGAGGGCCCCCUCAGUGCCAGGCCCUGGGGUCAUUACCAGGAUAGGGACCAGCCCCCAGGGAGGGGGCAUCCUUGCUGGAGUCCACAUGUCAAGGGUGUGUCAGUGACCUUGUGCUUCAGGUUGUCAUUCUCCCCUGUUUGCCUCUCAGAGGGUUCCGACCUCAAGGCCUUCCAGGGCCAGGGGUCCCCCUGUUGCCCCAGGCACUGACUGGCUGCUCUUGGGCAGGAGCAGAUGAGGCCAAGGAGGCAGGAGGAGCGCUGCCUUGAGGGGUGGGGGGCACAGGCAGGGCUCGGCCUGCAGGGGGAGGAGGGAAGGCCCAGGUCAGGCCUGGAGGUGGUCCCACUAUCUUCCUUCUGACAUUUAAGACAAGUGUUUGAACAAGAGCUUUCUUGCACAUGGUGGCCGGCAGUAAAUACUUGCUAAAUGAAUGAAGCAACGUGGGGGUGGAGGGUGGAUGGUGGAUGGCCCCCUGUGUGAAUAGACUGUGGCUCCCAUGGAUGUCACAUUGUCUCCUUGUCCACCUCCAGCAGAGCUCUGCCUGCUCGGACUCCUUCAGUGACUGGGAGGGUUUCUUGGAUGAAAUAGGGAGCCAGAUCAGGGCAAAGACGAAUCUCUUGGUAUCAGCUGUUCACACCCGUGUUCCCCAUGAGACCCAAAGGAGGGCAAGAGGCACCUUCCAAUUCUGAUUUGCACCUGCCUGAAGGGCAUCUAAUGGUCCACAUAUGAGGGGAUAGGGAUACAAAAUGAAUUCCUUUCCAGAUCUCUUGGAGGGAUACUGGGGGCAGUGGGUGGGGGUGGGGGGUGAGCUCCCAUUCCCCAGAAGCCCCUGACCCUAGACCCCAGUGCUCUGGGGAGGGCCGGCCUUCUGCCCACACAGCGGCAGGCACCAGGCAGCGCCACCUUGUGGCAGGUCUCUCCGGUCCUCAGAUCCUGUCUGCAAAGGGGGUUUGUGCGUCAGAGUGCAAUGUGCCAAAGUGGGGGGGCCUGUGAAACACUGGGGCCUCUGAUGAAAUGUUUGCUGCCAGCAAUGGCAGACUGCAAGCCAAAGAAAGGCCAAAAACCGGGGAACAUGCACUGAAAAACUAAAACUUUAAAUUUUAUUUAUGUAUUUUUUAGUAGGUAGCCCUUUCCCCAUUGUACAUAUUUUUUAAAAUACAAAAGAGGUAUGUUAUAAGCUUUGUUUGUGGUUAGAAAAUAAUAAAUAAAUAAAUGAACAAACAAACAAACAGAAGAGAUAUGGUAAAUCUCCCUCUCACCUGUCCCCAGCCACCCAGGUCACGGUUACUUAUGAACCCUUCUAGAAGUUUUAUGCAUACUUGGACAAUUUUAUUCUUCCCCCUCUUUUAUACAUAUGGUAACAUUCCACAUACUGUACUGACCUUGCCUUUUUAAACUAUAUCCUGGAGAAUACGAAUGUAUUAAAUUACCACAUGUAUCCCCAAAAUCUCUUAGAGAUCUUUCCAUUAUCAAUGUUCCCCUUUGUUUUUUUCAAAGCUGGUGUGUAGGUUCCCUUGUGUAGGUUCCCCAUAACUAAUGUUAAUGAGCUGUUAUUAGAUCUCUACAGAUGGAAAUUUAAGUUGUUUCUACUACUGUGAUAUUACAAACAACACUGCAAUAAAUAUUCUUAUGCCAGUGCCACUCUGUACAUAUGCAGGUGUUUCUGCGGGAUAAAUUCCUGCAAGUAGCAUUACUGAGUCAGAGGUGGCUGCAUUUGUCAUGGCAAUAGCUACUGUCAAAUUGCCCUCCACGGAAAGAAACCUGUGGGAUGGGUCAGACCAGACACUUUUAAGUCAUGUUCAUGGACAAGUAGCAGGGACAUGGGCACCCCAGAAUGUUUGAGUAACUGGCCUGUGCGUGGAGUCAUCCUGGCUGGGAUGGUCAACGGAGAGCCAUGAUGUAUGCUUCAGGACGGCAAGGGAUGUGCCACGUGCCCAUAGGAUGUAUGUCCAGCACCUGCUCACUGCACACAGGAGGGCCUUAUGAAUGAAGGAGACAACAUAACAUGGUGGUGAAGAGAUGGCCCUGGAGUCUGGCCAGUGGACUGGGUGAGCCACCCCAGCUUGCUGAGCUUUAUUCCCCCCAGGUAUACCAUAUCCUAAGCCAACUGCAGGGGUGUUGGGAGGACUGAAAAUACUGUAAUAUACAUAAUGCAAUAACAUAGAUGAAUCUUGGAGGUAAAUUAAAACAGUGAACUGCAUAAAACUACACACGGUGUUAUAGCAUAUAAUAAAGCUCAAAACCAAGCAAAA